Molecule: messenger RNA, 865 nt
Organism: Alternaria rosae
Lineage: Eukaryota; Fungi; Ascomycota; Dothideomycetes; Pleosporales; Pleosporaceae
Exons: 4
Coding region: 235-786 (183 amino acids)
Source: RefSeq, a predicted model, not a curated record
CGAACGAUGCGUGGUGCCGUUGUUCUGACUAUUAUGACAGGCAAUCGAGCCAUGGUACAACAUCCCGCUUAGCGCCUAAAUCAUCAAUGUUCUUCGCACAGUAUUUCUUCCGCAAAACCUACGACUUCUGGAUAUUCACCACACACAUCUCGCUGGAGUCAUCUCAGUUCUCUCGAUAACCCUAGAAUACGCCAUACCAUUUUCUAUCUCCAAAAGCAUUACCAUACAUCAAAGAUGCCUGUAACAACGACCCCGCACCCCUCCACAUCAUCCUCUACCUUUCUCACACCCUCCGCCAAACCAGUCUUCUUCUGGAAGCCGCGCGACGGCCACGGCUACCUCUGCCAAUGGUACUGGUCCAAGUUCACGAUCAAUGACGAAACCUACGCGACUGCCGAAAUGUGGAUGAUGGUGCACAAAGCGCGUUGUUUCAGCGAUGAAGAGAUUGCGAAACAAAUGCUGGAGACUACCAGCCCAAAAGAGCACAAAGAUCUGGGACGGAAGGUCAAGGGGUUUGAUGAGAAGGUUUGGGACGAGCAAAAGCUGGAGAUUGUGAAGCAGGGCACAUAUCACAAGUUUACGAUUAGUGAGGACGCGGAGAAUUUGAGGAAGAUGCUUUUGGCUACUGGUGACCGCGAGUUGGUCGAGGCUAGUCCGCAUGAUAGGAUCUGGGGGGUGGGUUUUGCGGAGAGAGAUGCGGAGAAGAAUCGGUAUCGGUGGGGACAGAAUCUUCUGGGGAGGGCGUUGAUGGAUGUCAGGAAGAGGUUGAGGGAGGAGGGAUAUUGAUCGCUUGUGAAGGGCCCUGAGAGACUUCACAGAGUGGUUUCGCUGAUCUGUAGAGGGAUUAGAUCGUUAUUAAUAGGCC